AUGUCCAACCUUGUCAGCUAUGCGACGGUGAGGGAGCAGCAAAAGAACGCUUUCACUCGAGGUCCAGGGCUGGGGCGAACAGAUAGGCCAUCAUCCAAAGCAGCGACUAGCCCCAGGAAUCAAGCAAAUCAAGCGGCAGCGAGCAAGAGCAAGAAGCUCAAGUCGAUGAGCGUGGACGAGAUUAUGAAGAAGUUGAGGCAUCUCAUCUCCAUCAUAGGAAAGACUGAGUGGAACAAGCACAUCAGGUCAUUUGAUGCAGACAGGGAUGGAAUUAUCACUUUUAACGAGCUCAUGAAGUCAAUGAAAUCUCCCUUGGUUCAUAGAAACUUUAGCGUGAGCGAAUCUGAGAUGUUGAUGUUCUGGAACGCCAUGGAGAAGACUUUUGAAACGUCCAACGGAGUUGCUCUCAAGGACCUCAACGCUUUCGUUCAGAAGGAUGAGAUGGAGGCGUAUGAAGCUCGGCGAGGAGCAGCUGGUAGAUCUCCCCCCGGGGGGAUGAAGGUUUUGAACCAGAUGCCGAUGCCCUUUGAAAGCGACAGCACGAGAGAUCCGCCUCAAACCUCAUCAACUUCCUCGAACAUCGGAAAUAACCAAGAAAAUGGGUUGUCACGCAUGAGCAAGUACAAGUUGGACACGUUGCGGAUAAAGUUUCGAUCUGGGGCGUCGGAGAUGAAAAGAGAUGACUGGAAAGCUUUGUUGCAAGACCACGACAGAAACCUGGAUGGAAUCAUUCAAUUUCGUGAAUUUGUCGCAAGUAUUCGCGAUCAGUCUACUGAGUUCUUGCACAGCUUGUCUUCGUGGACUGACAGAGAACUGGCGGAGAUCUGGAGAUGUGUGGACGUGAAAGGGGAGGGCGUUCUCAAGAUUGAGGAGCUCCUCGACUUCUUCUUCUCUCAGGUCUCUUCAUCUUCCCCGCAGCAAGAACAAUUUCUCUCUCCUCUCGAUCUUCCAUCCCAGGAAGGUGGAGGCGGCAAGCCAAUCCUUGUCGCGCCUGGAACUGUUUUGUCCUCUGCACAGUUUGAAGGAGAAGCGGCGGGGACGUUGGAUCUGGGAGGAGAUGCAAGUGCUCCCGUCAUUGAGCGAAGAGAAGAUCGAGCAGUGGAGUCCAAGAAAUUCAUUGAAGGGAUCGAGAAGGAAACAAGCCUGUUGGAGGAAGAGCUGAGAAUCAAUCGCUCUGAAAUCUCAUGCCUGAAGCAUUCGGAGGCGGUACUUAUGAUGUGCUUGCGGAGCCUAUUGACCCAUGGCGAAGAAGCCAGUCCGCUCGACCAGCAACCCACAACCUCCCGCGAGGUCGCAGCGGUCGCAAGUCAUUUGCAGCAGGAGAACAGUCGCCUUCACAACCAGUGUGUGGCUGCCAGGAGGGAACUUAGCAUUCUCCGCCACCUCACAAAGAAAGCUCUGUCCUCCCGAGACUUGACCAGCGAGCAGGAGGAGGCGAUGAAACUUGCCGGCCAGAUAAGAGACGAUGAAAGCUCCUCGACGAGGCAAGAGAGGGCGAGGGACGCGCAGAGCGUCAAGGCGGAGCAUCUCCUGAGCACCAACGAGAAGCUGUGGGAUAUUGAGAAGCAUGUCAACCAGCUCGAGGAGAAGCUCAGGGCCCAGCAGCUCUCCUCCUCCUACCUCAGCAGACCCCCCGAUCUCUCUGACAGGAUGCAGGAAAGGAGCAGACGCGGGGACGAGCAUCUGUCCAUGUCGCAAUCGUCGCCCAACUUGCUUGGGCCUCGAGAUGGCAGGGAGGAGCCAAGGCAAAGCGAGCAAGCAGAAGCAGAGCCGAUUGUGUUGAGCUUUACACCAAAAGAAGAAGAGAAUUUCAGUGCCACAGUCAAAGAGAGCGAGAGAGUCAGAGACGAAGGAGGCAGAGUCAACAGCAGCGAGAAGCACAAUGAAAGCAAAGAUGAUGACACUUCAAUCAUGUCUGACAAGUCGGCGGUGGAGAGAAGUCUCCAAGCAAGGAUAAAAACCUUCAGCAACUGGCCGUUUGUUGACAAGCUGGGCUAUCCCUCCGUUGAGCAGCUCGCUGUGGCAGGAUUCGUGUACAACCCGACAAAAGAUGCGAGAGAUGGCACAACCUGCGUUGAGUGCUCCUACGUGCGAGAACUCGCAGUACCUCCUGGCUUGCACGAGACUUCUCGCGAUCGAUUCUCGGAGGCCGCAGAAUCAAGCCCUGUCUUGGAGCAAGAGGCACAGGUACCACAGACUCCUCGAAGGCAGGCCAACGAGGAGGAGGAGGAAGGCAGAGCAGCCUCGUCAGAUCCCGUGCGAGAGAAGACGAGAAGAGAGGAGAUAGGGGAAGAGGAGAAGCAGGAGGGGGAGAGGGAGAAGGCCUCCCGUGGUCUUGCGCUAUCACCUGGCUCGCUCGCCCUCCAGCAGUCAAGAAACCUCGUGGAAGCUCUCAAGGAGGACGAGACACAUCUCGUUGACACAGCGAAACAUGUCGAUGCUGGUCCAAGACGCGUUUCCAGUCACUCAGACUUUCAUGAUGUCAGGCCGCGAGCACCUUCGGCACUAACAGCUGAGGCAACAAGCGGUGCUCAUGACGGCGACGAGAAGUUUGUCCCUCCCAAGUUGAAGCAUGCAGCCUCUGUGAACGACUUCGGUUUGCGAGCUCGGGCAAAAGAGGAGGACCAGGACGCCUUUUCUCCUCGCAGCGCCACCAUCGAGCGAUCGAGAAGUCUCAUCCUGCAGAUGGCCAAGGAGGCACAGGAACCCCCCCGCUCGCCUCGUAGACUGAGCCCAGAGGGCUCAAGGAGGCUCAAGCGGAUAAGCAAGGAAGGCAGCAGGAAGGGUUUCGAACAGCCGCAAACAUCCCUGGGGAUCGUGGUUGGGGACAUGCAGGGCUCCAUGCGCCGGCACCUCAUCGUGGAGAAGCUGGAGCGAGACUCGCCGGCAUGGCUCAACGGAAAGAUCAAGGCAGUCUCGCUCAAGCUCCCGCCGUGUUUGAAUCGCAUGCAGGUUGGCGACAAGAUUAUCGCGAUCCUCUCAGCCGAGAUGAAGAGCCCGAUCCACGUGCGAGAGGACAUGGACGUAGCGCAUGUGCAGCAGGUGCUGGAUGAGGGCCCGUCAAAUUCCGAAGUGGAGUUGGAGAUGAAGACCAAGUUUCUCGGAAUGAGCAAAACCUACUUUGUCUCUCUCAUACGCAGCUGA
Messenger RNA from Guillardia theta CCMP2712, 3144 nucleotides. RefSeq lists its product as hypothetical. The transcript is spliced from 22 exons. The record is from RefSeq and is a predicted model, not a curated record. Lineage: Eukaryota; Cryptophyceae; Pyrenomonadales; Geminigeraceae. Gene Ontology annotation, molecular function: calcium ion binding. Bases 1 to 3144 code for a protein of 1047 amino acids.